AUGGAAGAAGAGCCGGACCAGGCCAUCGAUCCGAGUCCAAACGAUGCUGAGGAGCGACAGCAGCAGACGAACCUCAACAAAGCGUGUGAGGCUUGCCGUGGAUCCAAGCUACGAUGCAUUAUCGACCCAACCUCUUCAGACGGGAGCUGCAAGAGAUGCGUAGCAACAGGUCGCACGUGCGUGUACAAGGCGCCCCGAGUGCGACAAAGACGAAAGGUCCACGUCGACGUCCGUGUCGCCGAGCUGGAGAGACAGCUUCGAUCUCUGCGAAUGCAGCUGCAUCAAGCGCAGCAUGGCCUAGCUAGCAGUCCUCCAGCUGCGAACCCCGGGCCCCCAGUUACCAGUACAUUGAGGUUUGAGGCGCCAGUGACCCCUGCAUCAUGGCCGAAGAAAGCGACUGCCGCAUCCGACGACCUCAUACCGAACGAUCGAGUUCAUCGUUCGCCGCCAGAUACUCCGGACGAGGAGAUUGUACAGUCCAUCAACGCGCCCUGCGAUGAUGUAGUCCAGCGUCAAAUUCUCACUUGGGAGAACGCAGACCGUCUCGUUCACGUCUACCUCACCGACUUCGCCACGCACUACCCAUUCGUCUGCCUCCCUUGCUUCACCGACACGGAGACCUUCAGAAGGAAUCGACCAGCCACUUUUCUAGCGGUGGUUGCAGCCGCCAGUGGCACUUCUUCCCCAAAGCUGAACAAAAUCCUCUGCCAUGAACUUCUUGCCUUGCUUGCCAAGAGGAUAAUGUUGGAAGGAGAGCACAAUUUGGAUAUCAUCCAGGCGAUGAUCAUCAUGACCAUUUGGUAUACACCGAUGGAAAAGUUCGAAAGUCUGCGACAGUAUCAGUUCGCUCACUUGGCCGCGACGAUAGCCAUGGAUAUUGGGCUUGGAGAUGAAUCUGCCGCUGCCGACAAUGAGAAUAUAUCGGACGAUUUGGACCGCCGACGAACUCUACUCAGUAUCUACAUGCUAUGUACAGGCAUCAGCGUUCAAACGGGGAGGCCAAAGAUGCUUCGCUUCACCAAUUACAUGCAGCGCUGCAUAGACCGUUUGAAGUCACAAGACAGCAUAUCUCACCAAGAUCAAUGGUUCCUGGCUUGGGUCGAGCUGCAAAGACUGACAGAAACAGCCGCCGAUGUCUUCUUCACAACGCCAACGGAUAUUUCACUGCCCGCAAACCAGCAAGCGGUGGCGGAGUUCUGUCACAAACUCGACGAAUGGAGACACGAUUUGCCGAUCAACUUGGAAGGAGCCCUCGAGAUCCACUACCAUUACGUGCGCUCGAUGGUACUCUGCGUGUGUCUGUACGUAGACCACGACUUGGCGGAUUUCCGCCCUCCUUUCCGAGUGCGUGCAUUGAACAGACAGGCCGCGCCAUCAGCUCCCAUGACGCCAUUUCUUGCACGAACGACCAUCGCUUUGGUGGAGACGGUGCAUUCCGCAAUAGACGCCUUUCUGUCGUUUAGUAGUAUCGAACUGCUUGCAGCUCCAAUGAUCUACUACAUUCGCACCCUCCACCCACUUUCCAUCCUCCUCAUGCUAGACAUCGCCUGCCGCCGCCCAGAAAAUGAAAUGGCCAAGAUCAUUGACCAAGACACGUUGCGAGUUGGGGAGUACUUCCACGCCCUCCAGCGAAUGCUCUCGCCCUACGAAUCCGAGACGCAACGGACUCCCGCCAAAUUCCUAGCCAUCAUCAAACGAAUGGAAACAUGGUGGCAGAGCCAAAGCGAGCAAUCGAGCGACCACGCUCGUGAUUUGCGACCCUUUGCGAAACUCACGGUGCCGAACGAACAGCACACAUCGCCUGCCACGACGGAGAAUAGCACGAGCCCGGUAGAAAGUUUCAACGAUAUCGACUCCUCGCACUUCGCCGGGAGAAUGCCAAUGGGUGCUGCAAACAAUCUGCGGACGGACGCGCAGACGUCCUCCUUUGACGAGAGUAGCCUAUUCAUGGACAACUGGGUAUUCGACAUGGACCAAGAUCCUGCGAGUCUCCUCAUGCCUGAGAUUGACUGGUCGUUGUUUGAGAGUCCCGUGCUGCUUAAUGCCAAUGGAUGA
Messenger RNA from Zasmidium cellare ATCC 36951, 2055 nucleotides. RefSeq lists its product as uncharacterized. Gene Ontology annotation, cellular component: nucleus. NCBI's taxonomy places the organism in Eukaryota, Fungi, Ascomycota, Dothideomycetes, Mycosphaerellales, Mycosphaerellaceae. Gene Ontology annotation, molecular function: DNA-binding transcription factor activity, RNA polymerase II-specific; zinc ion binding; transcription cis-regulatory region binding. The coding region runs from base 1 to 2055 and encodes 684 amino acids. The record is from RefSeq and is a predicted model, not a curated record. Gene Ontology annotation, biological process: regulation of DNA-templated transcription; DNA-templated transcription. The transcript has 2 exons.